Messenger RNA from Capsicum annuum, 1142 nucleotides. Its product is annotated as keratin, type I cytoskeletal 47 kDa. The record is from RefSeq and is a predicted model, not a curated record. The transcript has a single exon. Bases 601 to 1008 code for a protein of 135 amino acids. NCBI's taxonomy places the organism in Eukaryota, Viridiplantae, Streptophyta, Magnoliopsida, Solanales, Solanaceae.
AAUAAUAACAAUAAAUAUUAGAGGAUUUCGAAAUAAAAGAAAAUACGAUCAAUACGCACUAAAUAUAAGAAAACGGAUACUCACCUAGUAGAGACAUACUCUCACAAUACCUAAGACACCCACCACACCCAAACUCUCUUAAUCCCUAGCCACAACCCACACUAGCCUUCUACCUUAAUCCAAGACCUCCACACCUUUCUAUUUAAGGUAUAAAAUUAUAUAAAAAGUGUAUAAAAUGUAAAAAAAAAGUACAAUUAUUGUAUAAGUGUAUCAAAACUGUAUAAUUUUCGUAUGAAAUAUUUAUAUGUAUAAGAUAUAUAUAGAAACUAUAUAAAAGGUGUGUAGAAAUGAUAUACAACAGACCAACAAAUUGAAAUGGCUAGAAAGUAAAAUUUAAAUUUCAUGAAAAUAGUUUAAUUUGAAUUACCUUUUCUGUCAUUUUUCCAAAAUAAAAAAUAUGACAUGAAGAUAUUGUAUUGGGCCCAAAAAUUGCCAUCCAGCCUAACAAGUUGGGUUUCAAGAGCCACAUAACCAAUUCAUCCUCAUUCCAUUUUGACCAAUUCUCCAUCUCUCCAAUCAAAUACAAAAAUCGCUAGAGAGAUGAAUAAUGGAGAUGAAGAAAAGGGUUUCCUAUGGAAGUUACCAGUAAUUAAGUCAAAGCAAUUAGGGAAAAUCGGACCUGGUUUUGGACUUGGGGUUGGUUGUGGUUUCGGUGUUGGAAUUGGGCUCAUUGGAGGCACUGGUUUUGGUGUAGGGUUUCCUGGUUUGCAACUAGGUAUUGGUUUAGGUGCUGGCUGUGGAAUUGGUGUUGGUUUUGGUUAUGCUAUUGGAAGAGGUUUUGCUUAUGAUGACAAACGUAGGUACUCUAAUGUUGGCAACAAGAUUUUCCAAUAUGGUCCUCAUGAUCAUAAAGAUGAGAUAGGGGAAAUCAUUGAUGAGUUUGUUGUCAACACUAAAAAGCUCAUCAAAGCAACUACACAAGAGUUAGACAAGUGGAGAAGGUCCUGAUUAUUUCCUAAACUGGUUUGGAUGGUUGUUCAUAUGAUAUAUGAUAAGGUUUGAUUAAGUUCAUGUUAGCUAAUAAUGGAAAGCUUCAUUUUGUGUAAUCAUGAAUUUGGUGGUAUACUAUGUUUUUAUUCUCA